This is a messenger RNA of Dimorphilus gyrociliatus, 584 nucleotides long. The record is from the annotation of a GenBank genome assembly. NCBI's taxonomy places the organism in Eukaryota, Metazoa, Annelida, Polychaeta, Dinophilidae.
CUCGGAAUACUGCAAAAGUAUGUUGAGUAAGAGGAAGACAAGGAAAAAAAACAGUCUACAAAAUGCAAGCUCAGACAAUUCAUCAAAGAAUCAGUCAAUUGUGCCUGUAAAUGAUAAGAGAAGAUUAACAAGAACGACUUUUCUGUCGACAAAUGGAACUUCUACUUUUCCUUUUUCAUUAGGGAUACAAAAGAGAUUCGAAAACAAUUACAGAAUGUCACCUGUGGAGAAUGAUACUUUCAACAGCACUGGAGUAAGAAAAGUUAUAAGGGAAGUUUUGGAAAAUAACUUGAAAGGUGCCAUGUACGAAAGGCAGGCUGGAGAGAGAUUAAGGAGAUUAACUGGCACUUUGAAGGAUAAUUUGAAAGAAGUUAUCGGAUCGAGAUACAAAAUCAUAUGUUGGGUUGUAUUGGGUCAAGAUGCUUCACAAGGUCUAAUAGCCGGAUCUAGAUGCCUUUGGUACAAGGAAACGGAUCAUUUUGUCUCGGAAUCUUUCAAAGUAAAUAAUAUAUUUGCUGUUGCUGUUGUUUAUGGCAUAUAUUGCGAAUAAAAUACAUAAAACAGAUUAAGAACAUUAAAACGGA